AUGGGACCGAUUUCGGAGUAUCUAUACCAUAUAGUACUGACAACCUCUCAUCUCACCAAAAAUCCCAACAACAUUGUUGAAAAAGUACGCGUCCCUGGGACCUAUACAUCUCUGCCAGCGGCCAAAGCCGCGGCACACAGCUGUCUGUUUGACGCCGGAUAUGAACGAGAGUUCUUCACCAAGUACGAGGUCGAUCCGGCUGUUUUCGAAGAACAAAAUCUUCUUGAGCGCUCUGGCCUGGCAGUGCUCGCUGUAGCUGCAGACGGGACUACAUUCCGGGUUCGGAUUGACACGACCCCGAAUAACAUGCGCCUAACGACGGAUCUUGAGGAUGGUAGGAUAUCGAUUCCGUUGUACUAUGUGAUUGAGACUACCAUCGUGUAUGGCGGGCAGAAGGAGACAACCAGUGUCCGCAAUCUAAACAUUGAAGGGACGUUCGAAACAUAUGAAGAAGCUUGGGCUUUUGCAAAGCAGGUAUUACUGUCCAAGGAGGACAAGGUCACCAAAGACAGUUUCGCGGAGUAUGAUGAGGCCGCACCCGAUGAGAAAGAUUGCGGGUAUGGAGAGAAUGUGAUUGUGCAUGCUGCUAAUAAUUAUGGGGAGAAUUUCUUGAUCAGUGUCAUUCAGACUCAGGAACUGCAAAAUGUCGCUUUGACAGAGGCAGCGAUGAGGAUUGCUUAA
This is a messenger RNA of Aspergillus viridinutans, 681 nucleotides long. RefSeq lists its product as uncharacterized. The record is from RefSeq and is a predicted model, not a curated record. The transcript has a single exon. The coding region runs from base 1 to 681 and encodes 226 amino acids. Lineage: Eukaryota; Fungi; Ascomycota; Eurotiomycetes; Eurotiales; Aspergillaceae.